Triticum dicoccoides is the source of this 2355-nucleotide messenger RNA. RefSeq names its product cytochrome P450 734A2-like. The coding region runs from base 205 to 1911 and encodes 568 amino acids. NCBI's taxonomy places the organism in Eukaryota, Viridiplantae, Streptophyta, Magnoliopsida, Poales, Poaceae. Gene Ontology annotation, molecular function: monooxygenase activity; iron ion binding; oxidoreductase activity, acting on paired donors, with incorporation or reduction of molecular oxygen. Gene Ontology annotation, biological process: brassinosteroid homeostasis; brassinosteroid metabolic process. The record is from RefSeq and is a predicted model, not a curated record. The transcript has 4 exons.
UUCCUUCUCCUCCUCCGCACUAUAUAACCCCGCCCUUGCCUUCCCCUGUCAUCCAAAACCCCGCGCCAUUAGCACUGGCUCACGUACACGGGCUCCAAGAAACGCAGCACACGACCCAGAGAGAAGAAGGCAUCGUCGUCUCCCGCCCUGCCUGCUCUGUUUCAAGAAACAAGAACCAGGGGAGCCGAGCCGACCACGGCGGCAAUGGGGGACGAGAUGGAGGCGGCGGCGUGGGCGUGGGCAUGGCGCGGCUGGCUGACGUGGCGCGCGGCGGCCGUGCUGCUGUCGGCGUGGCUGGCGCUGCACGUGGCGGCGCGGGUGGCGGACGCGGUGUGGUGGCGGCCGCGGCGGCUGGAGGCGCACUUCGCGGCGCAGGGCGUGCGCGGGCCGCCGUACCGGUUCCUGCUGGGCUCGGUGAAGGAGAUGGUGGGGCUCAUGGUGGAGGCCUCCUCCAAGCCCAUGUCGCCGCCCACCUCCCACAACGCGCUCCCCCGCGUCCUCGCCUUCUACCACUACUGGCGGAAGAUCUACGGUCCGACGUUCUUGAUAUGGUUCGGGCCGACGCCGCGGCUGACGGUAGCGGAGCCGGAGCUGAUCCUGGAGAUCUUCCUGACCCGCGCCGACGCCUUCGACCGCUACGAGGCACACCCCGUCGUGCGCCAGCUCGAGGGGGACGGCCUCGUCAGCCUCCACGGGGACAAGUGGGCGCUCCACCGCCGCGUCCUCGGCGACGCUUUCUACCCCGACAACCUCAACCGCCUGGUGCCGCACGUCGGCAAGUCGGUGGCCGCGCUGGCGGAGAAGUGGCGAGAGAUGGCGGCGGCCGACGGCAGCGGCGAGGUGGAAGUAGACGUGGCGGAGUGGUUCCAGGAGGUGACGGAGGAGGCCAUCACGCGCGCCACCUUCGGCGGCAGCUACAACGACGGCCGCGUGGUGUUCGGCAUGCAGAGCCAGCUGAUGGCCUUCGCCUCCGAGGCGUUCCGCAAGGUCCUCGUCCCAGGCUACCGGUUCAUGCCGACCAAGAAGAACUGGCUGUCGUGGAAGCUGGACAGGGAUAUCCGGCGGAGCCUGACCAGGCUCAUCGGCCGGCGCAGCGACGAGGCGGCCGCCGCCGUGAAAGCCGCCGAGGGUGAGAAGGCCGACACCGGGAGCUUCCGCGACUUGCUCGGGCUGAUGAUCAAUGCCAGCCAGAGGACGACGCGGGCGCCGGCGGCGAAAGCGAUCCCGGUACAUGACAUGGUGGAGGAGUGCAAGACGUUCUUCUUCGCCGGGAAGCAGACGACGACGAACCUGCUGACGUGGGCCACCGUGCUCCUCGCCAUGCACCCAGAGUGGCAAGAGCGCGCCCGGCGCGAGGUCCUCGACGUGUGCGGCUCCGACGACCCCUCCAAGGAGCACCUCCCCGGGCUGAAAAUGCUGGGCAUGAUCAUAAACGAGACGCUCCGGCUGUACCCGCCGGCGGUGGCCACGAUCCGGCGCGCCAAGGCCGACGUGCGGCUCUCGGACGGGUGCAUGAUCCCGCGCGACAUGGAGCUGCUCAUCCCGAUCAUGGCCAUCCACCACGACGCUCGGUACUGGGGCCAGGACGCGGCGCAGUUCAACCCCGCGCGGUUCGCCAACGGGGCGGCCAGGGCGGCGAAGCACCCGCUGGCGUUCAUACCCUUCGGGCUCGGGUCCCGGAUGUGCGUCGGCCAGAACCUGGCGCGCCUGGAGGCCAAGCUAACCAUGGCCAUCCUCCUGCAGCGGUUCGAGAUCCGGACGUCCCCCAAGUACGUGCACGCGCCGACGGUGCUGAUGCUCCUCUACCCGCAGUACGGGGCGCCGUUGAUCUUCCGCCCGCUGGCAUCGCAGCCGUCGGCGGAUUCUACUACGUGCUCCUCUCCGAGACCCGAAUUCUUGUGUCAAAACUGACAGAACGAGAUGUUUCCACUAGACUAGAAUAGAAGAAGGGCAGGAAGAGCUGUGGGUCACCAUGGAUGGACAUUGAACCGCUCGAACGAAAAUCAUCAUAGGACAAGCCCAGGCCAGGAUGACCCAAACGCCCCUCGCCCUGUAGUAGUGUACAUAUGUGAGUCCAAGUGAUAGAAAGAGCCAAGAAUCACUAACUUUUUGUCCUGGCCUGUGUGUGGCCUGGGACCCGCCAGGUUGCCAAAAAUGCCCUCCUUAACAGACCGGAUCAGGCCAGCCUUUUUUAAGAUUUGAUGGCACACAGGAGAAAGGCCCCCACCUCUCCUCCUUUCUUCUUGUUGUGUUGCCCAUGGCUUCUGGUGUAUGUAUUUGUACAGAUGUUUAUUCCGUCAUCAUCAUCAUCGCCCAUCGGGAAAAAAACAAGUGAAAACGGUGUCAUGUUUAUAA